AUGGGCCUACGUAACCCUAUAGCGUUUGGAAUCCGUAUAGUGAGGUACAUCUCAACGGAUGUAUCUAAGGAAUCCUCUAGCAUUCCCGGACUUGGCGAGGAUCCUCUCCGGGCUAUAGUUGCUGCCAAGUCUCGGGAAGCAAUAAGUAGAGUAGCAUCAACACUCCUGGGCACUGUAGUAAGUGACUCUACUAAAUCUUUGGCGGCUAUUGGCUCCCUUGAGCCAUCUGACUUGGGACCAAGUUUCGACGAAUAUGGCAAAGGCUCUAGGUCACCUAUCUUUCCUUCAUCGCAACCAUCUCCGCAGUAUAACGACAUAUACACGGUAGUGGACCGUAACAGCGUCUGGUGUGCAGCAAUUGGCAACGUUAUUCGCCAAAGGUGUACAGAUGUAACAGUAUGGUCUUUCUUGUAUGACCAGCUGGAUAAACCACCCCCGGCUAGCGUAAAAUUUGACCUGGCUACUGCAUAUCGUGUGUUAUACGACAUUAAUCGAUUUUACUGUAACAACUGUGUUGUUAAGGCAAAGGUGGAUGGUAUUGUUACCAAGCUGCUGGCCAGGGUUGCCACCCUUGCCAGGAAUGAGCUAGGCAGCGGAGUCUUAGACCUGAAGAUUCAACCUCAAAAGAGUGUCUUGAAUGAAUCUCUUGGCGUUGCAAGUGCCGUUGUCGCCUGCAGAGGAUACAGGCAUGCACCAGAUAAACCGCUCGAUUAUAAGGAGGUAUGGAAGCUCUGGUACCUGCUUAACACUAGUAGGACUGUCCAUGACAGUGAUGCCUCCCAGUUGCUUCUUGAAGUGUUGGAUUUGCACAAGAGGAAGAUCAAUACCUUUGACCUUGGACGGGCAUUACGUACCAUGUCGGUGAUACUUCAGCGUGGCACAUCAUUCUCACUGGUGGAAGAAAGGUUACUCAUGAAACUCUUUCGUAGGAUCAUAAAGCUGUUGAACACCAAACCUCCAUCGGCUAAAAUGUCAGAUAAGCUAAGCGGCGCUGAUGAAUAUUACGACCACAGUGCCAGCGAGAACCAGGUAGAUGCAAGUGACAUACAUGUACAAGAGUUAUGUAGGCCUCAUGAUAAAGUAUCUGAUGAGCGACAUGGUGAUUUAGCAUUAAAGCAGGGCAAUCUUUACCUGACUGUCGGUCACAUCCGGAAUUUACUAGAGGUGUUAUCAGUGUUGUGUAAGAAUAUGCCACCAAGAACGUUUUUACCCAUGUUAUCAUCUGAUACAGCUGUUAGUGGUUUAUUUCGGUUAUUUGAUACGGCUAAGGUCGUGGUUGAGCGUUCUAUAUCCCUUAAAUGCCGGUUAUAUAGAUCAUUACCCGCUGAACUAUCCCGAGAAGAUUUACGUUAUUCCGAUGCUACGGGAAACGUGGACUUAUCUAAGAGCAUGGCUGUAUCGCAUGUGAAGUUACUUACAUCCGCUGUCGAAUUCGCAAAGUACAUUGAUCUUUUAAGAUACAGGGAAGAGGAAUACUAUGUGUCGUUAAGUCCUCUACGAAAACCACUCUGGGCAUUGUGCCUAACACACUUCCGAUCACCUGCACCUGCACAUCUAGACCUCAAUACAUCACAAGCGUCGGCAGGGUACUAUUUGCUACUCUCUUCAGCUGUGAACGGCGAAUGUUGUCUUGACUACAUACAUGAGGUUGUAUCGUGGACAGUUGCGAUAUUGCGUGAGACGUUGGCAUCGAGUGUUAUGCGAACUCGUCCAUUGGAUUGUAUACCAUUUCUAAUUCAGGUUGACAAGUUGUUAUCUUUGUUUCGUGAUCUUGACGUUGUUUCUCCAGAUUUAAUAAAGAUGGAUAAUACGAUCAGCUUGAUAUUGCAGCAAUUGGAUGUUGAUAGUCAUCUAUUCGGCAUCGGUGAAGUCUCUGGCGGUAAGAGUGCCGUGCUACUAUUAUUGUUGCAAAAAUACGAUCUGCUGUCAGCACGUCUACUUUCAUCGUUCCUAGAUGGUCUGGUUGGCAGCGACGUCCGGUGGUUGGAUUGGGAUCCUCGCAACAUCUCAAUAUUGUGCGACGUGGUCACCAGGUCCGCCUUGGAACGCUCAGAUAAUCUGGAGAUUGACCGUAGGGGUGACGUGUUAUUUAACGAUAACACAGUUGUACAGACUUCCGAUAGUGCUAUGUUAGCAUCUGCCGAACGGGUAUUGCGUUGCAUCAAGCACCAUCUAGACGUUGAAUCAGCAGAUUGGUCAAGAAAGUUUAACAAUGAUCAGCUGCUAUCACUUGUUCGUUGUCACUUCUUAGUUUGCGGCAUUGUGGAUUGUCCUUUGGAGGUUAUGCUUAUGAAGCGUUGCGCCGUCAUGAACUUGCGUUCGUGUCUGAGGUGUCUGAAUUUAGGUUCUGAUUCUCUUGCGGGUUCGGCAUUGCGGCGCAUUACCUCAUUGCUUGGGAGACGAGAUACACCCCUUGACAUUACACCUCUGUUGGAUUUCCUAUGCAGCAGCUCGUCUGUGCUCCGCCCAAGUGUUGAAAUUGCAAUACCUGCGUUUCCUGGGGAAAUAUGCGAUGGUGGUUCGGUUGAUUUUGUGUUACUGGAGCGUCUACGUGAAGCCCUUGUCGCAGCCGAUCGCCAUCUGUUGUUACUUGAUGCUGUGCAAUACCUGCAACGACGUUUAGAGAAGCGGCUACAUCAUAAUAUCCGUCUGUACCAUCGUGUUGGUUCUAUUAGAACCGAUAUGUACGUUGAUGCUCCGAUGAUCGCUUUACGCAGCAGCGCCGAAGGGUUCUAUGCUACUUUCGGUAUACUCCCAACUAAUGUUUAA
This is a messenger RNA of Babesia sp. Xinjiang, 2769 nucleotides long. RefSeq lists its product as uncharacterized. The record is from RefSeq and is a predicted model, not a curated record. The coding region runs from base 1 to 2769 and encodes 922 amino acids. The transcript has a single exon. Lineage: Eukaryota; Apicomplexa; Aconoidasida; Piroplasmida; Babesiidae.